Molecule: messenger RNA, 4022 nt
Organism: Maniola jurtina (meadow brown)
Lineage: Eukaryota; Metazoa; Arthropoda; Insecta; Lepidoptera; Nymphalidae
Gene: stx
Product: midnolin homolog
Exons: 5
Coding region: 238-2484 (748 amino acids)
Cellular component (GO): nucleus
Molecular function (GO): protein binding
Source: RefSeq, a predicted model, not a curated record
CAAAGCGUAUAAAACGGAACGUAAAGUGAACAUCGCUUCGCAUCAGCUGUUAAAGAAAAAAAAAUAACGGGAAAUCGGCGAUGGAGAUUGGUCACACUGCGGCCACAUCAAAUCUGGGGGUCUAGCGUGUGACCCUGUUAUUUCUAUCCUGCAAUAAAAUAGCUGUGUAAUCCUAGAUAAGUUGUGCAUUGUUGAAAUAGUUAUAAAGAAAAUUGUUGUGUAAUUUAUGUGCAAAACAUGGAACGUGCAACUGGAACAGAAGUGUACGGGUGUGGCUCGCCCCAUUCUACGGACAUAACGCUGAAUAUACAAACGACAACGGGUGGCAAUUUCUCCAUCAGUCUGAACGGUAAAAACACAGUGGAGCAUCUGAAGAAGCUCGUUUCCAAGAAACUUAGAGUGUCAAAGGACAGAAUAUGCCUUCUGCAUCGCGAGAGACAACUGAGGGACGGAACCCUGGAGGAGAACGGUCUGCUCGACGGCUCGCGAGUCAUCUUGCUGCCGAGCGUGGAGACGGGGCUGCUGAGUCAGAGACCCGAAAACUCGGUGAUGCAAGCUUUGGAGUCUUUGAAUGACACACAAGUGAACGACUUCCUCAGUGGCAAGUCACCACUGAACCUGACGAUGAGGCUGGGCGACCACAUGAUGCUGAUCCAGCUGCAGCUGUCCACGCUGAACACCACCGCCUCCUCUAUAGCACAGCACUUGCGAAACACUCAGGCCAAGAAUGCAGCGCGCAACAAGAGUGAAUCCAAAGACCCACCCAGUCCACAGACAACUCCACUGAAGCCCUCACAGUGUGACAGCCCUGCGCCCAGCAGUAGCGAUAACAGUAAACAGGAGAGUCAAAUAAGUGUCCUGCAGCAGCAGGAAAUAGAUAUGCUACAUAACUGUAUCGGCCUCUACCAGAAACUCACCGAGGAGAAAUAUGCCGAGCAGGCUGCAUCCAGCUCUGAUAAGGAAGAGAUGGAUACCUCCAACUGCACAUUGCUAGACAUAUCUGACUUAUGCCUAGAGAACGAGCAGUCCCCCAUCAAAUCUUUGUCUAAUCUGGUGUCUAGUCCGAUCGACGUAUCUACUUCCGAGGGCAGAGAGGUAGCACUAGGAACUUCAGUGAAAAAUAGUUUAAUAGAUUUGUUAUCUUGUAAUAAACUGGCCGCGCUGGCCACGGACGCAGUUCCCUCCACAAGUGCCAUGGCUGCCACCUCACACACACCAGACAGUUCUGUCAGUGAUGACAGUGACAACUUUGAUCAGAGCUCCUUCUUGGCUGAGAGCACCAUAGAUGAGUACCCAAUGGAAAAUCUGUUCAACAAUGCAGUAGACAAGGGCCUGUUCGAUGAUCAGGACGAAUCUAUGAUGGACCGAGAGAUCUCAAAUCUAGCAACCACUAGUCACGGAACCGAGGAGUCAUCCGCUGGCCCCCUGCCAUCCUUCCAGAGUCUAAGCGAGCCUUUGAAAUGCAAACGCUUUCAGUACAUGCUACAUAAAACUUCAAAAUUCAAGCAUCCAAUUGGUUUUAAUAAACAAAAGACCUUCAUCCAGUCUGUUGUUAAUAAACAGAAGAAGAAAUCGUCAAACCAAACAGAGGUUAGCCCUCAGCCCUCCACUUCUAGGACUGGAUCAUAUGUGACAAGUGUGAAGUCACCUGUGGUGAAUGAAGAGAGUAUGGACACUGCAACACCUUCCACAUCUAAACAGGUUAACUUCAAGGCUCCCGAUGCUCCGAGAAAGCCUCAGAGAGUUUCCCCGACCCCACCCGUAGACACUAAGGCUCUCAUAGAAGCUUCCAAGAACCUGACUCAGAAGUUAAAGAAGUUAUCCAAGGAGGUGCUGACCAAUAAGAUUGAUCUCAGAGCUCCGGAAGAGACUGCGCGCGCGAAGGUUGGGCCCGGAGCUGUUAUUGAGACUAUGAAGCAUCAUGGCAAAGGAAUAUACUCGGGGACCUUCUCCGGCACUCUGAACCCAGCUCUCCAAGACAGAUACGGCCGACCAAAGAGGGAUAUUUCUACGAUAAUCCACAUACUGAAUGAUCUGUUGUGCGCCGCACCGCCCAUCGCUAUAUCACCGAAGGAGCCAAAGCAUUCCUGUUCAAGCAACACAACCAAGGAGCAAACGAAAUGCCACUGCAGCCAACCCUGCUCGUACGGGCGCUGCGACGGACACCCGUCCGGCUCGCGCCAGUGCACUUGCCUGCACAAGGACAGCGCCGCGUGCCAGUGCACUCGCCUCGAGCCCGACCUGUGCCUCGCUUGUAACGGGAAACCCGAGGAGGCCUGCAAGAAGUGUGACACCGCCAAAACGUUAGCGUUGGAGAACUCCAAAACGAAAUGCAAGCUGGAACAGCUCAGACUGGUGAUGCAGCAGAAGAAGCAGAGGCGCGAGGCACGGAAGCUGAAGUCGUUACCGUAUACGACCCCGCAAACUAUAUCGCCGCCCGAGAAGCCCAGCGCGCGGCAGGAAGAGAUCGAAACUGUUGGCUAACACACAUGAUCGGUUCCGUGCGGUACCCGUUGCUAGUGCACUGAGAAUUCUUGUUGUUUUGAAGUUAAACUUCUAAAAAAAUCUAAUUACAGACAGAUGAUUUUUUUUCGUCUAUUAAAUAAUCUGAUUGGUCUGCUGAACAUCUCAGAUUAUGUGAACGAAGAUACAAUAUCGUAAUAACAAAAAUAUUCUUGUCAUUUAAGUUGAAACAAACUACUAGUCGAUUUUAUCUUAUCUUCUGAACUAAGCGCUUUAAGCGUACCACUAUACCCAUACUUUUUUUCAAGUUUCGUGACGCGUUAUCGAAUUAUGAAUUCCCAGUGCACUGGCAAUGCACACGUCGCUUCAAUACUGCAUUUGAAGUGUGCAACCUUGUUAUAUAUUCUAAAUUACCAUAUUUAAUAGUAUCGAAGUGUAGACAUUAAAAGCUAAGUGCAAGUGCAUGUACAAAUGAAUGGUAUAUAUAAAUUAGCAAAAUCCUAGUUGAUAGUUUAAGUAAGGUGCUGUUUCCACGAGCGAGUUUAUGUGUGAAUAUGCUGUGAUUUUGCCGUUAAAUUGAUUCGUGAUUCACAAGAUUUUACUUCUCACCAACGUUGAUAGUAUUUGAGAGUUAAAGUAAAAUGGUCCUAAAUGACCUUGUUUUAAAGUCAAAAAUUCAGUACCAUCAAAAUUGGUGAGAAGUAAAAUUUCGUACUGGGGGUACUGAAUACGUAGCGGAAGAAAACCGAGGUGGAGAUGUCAAAAUAGGCGCGAACACGUAAACCGAACACGUGGCGAAAGCGAAACGAGGCGAGGCUGAGUCGCCAUUACUCGAGUAGAGUAUUUAUGCCAAAGCAGCUUUCAUAUGAAUGUAUGAAUGAAUAUACUUUAAUUGUACACCACAAAAUUAGUACAGGUAAAACACAUACACAAUAAAAUAUAGGCAGGUAGGUACAAUUUGGCGGCCUUAUCGCUACCUAGCGAUCCCUUCCAGGUAACCAAAAUGGUGAAAAGGACAUAGCUAUAGAUAAUAGUGGUAAGUGGUGGUAAGUUCUUAUGACCAGUAUUAUACAGUAUGGGGUAUUUUUUACGCAUUCAAUAAAUUUUUCGGUGGCCAUCUCGUCCACAAGUCGAAUAAUCUGUAAACAUGCGAAUGCGAAUUCGAUUUCUGUGUGACGUCGUUCAUACAAAGUCAGCUGAUACAGUUAUCUCGCUCACGCCUCGCUUCGCCUUUUCGCCUGUGGUUCGCCGCGGAAACGGUUCGCUCCGCUUCGCUUUCGCAUUACUAUGUGACUAGCUUCGAGCGACACCGUACAUUACACCAUAAAAACGCUUCACCACGCGUUCGGUUCGCCUACGCGUACGCUAAAUUGUAUAUCUCUUACUAUUAUCUGUUAUUUUCCUUUGUUUUGUUGCGUUUUAUCGUUUAAUUAGCUAAUGAAAAGUAAAUUGUUGUGUUAAGGGCCGAAACUUGGAACCGAGGCGCUGCAUCGCCAAAGACACGGCAUGAUUCGUGAAACUAGAAUCUUUUCUGUUGUCUUUUUCUAUAAUGUCUUCUU